This is a messenger RNA of Girardinichthys multiradiatus, 4655 nucleotides long. RefSeq names its product tumor protein p53 inducible nuclear protein 1 (gene tp53inp1). Lineage: Eukaryota; Metazoa; Chordata; Actinopteri; Cyprinodontiformes; Goodeidae. Gene Ontology annotation, biological process: positive regulation of DNA-templated transcription; autophagosome assembly. The transcript has 4 exons. The record is from RefSeq and is a predicted model, not a curated record. Gene Ontology annotation, cellular component: autophagosome; nucleus. Bases 466 to 1347 code for a protein of 293 amino acids.
ACGAUCAGCUGUUAGAGCUCCACAACAACAACAAAAGAAGUCGCAGUAGAGGAACCGAGGAGGAAACGGGACUGAAAAGACGAUCAACCUCACUGUGACUCCGAUGUACAGCCCGUAAAUUAAACAUUGUAUAUGUUAUUUCUUCCGCGAAGAAACCUCAAGUUUUUCUAUUUUUCGAAAAGUAACAAAUCUACCUCUGUUUUAAGGAUUUUUAAACCGUCGUUUGCUCCUCCUUCUGCCGCAGGGCUCUGUCUUUACUUUUGCACUUGUGAAAUCCUGACGUUGAGCGAUAUCCAGCAUGUCUCUCAGAUGAUCCCUGACCACACCCUAUUGAUGCACUUUAGCACCUUUCUGGAGCCUUCAACUCGUUGCAUACUCUGCAGCUGAUGACCAAAAAGACCACCCCGUCUCCCUGCCGUCGCCCAGAGCCUCCCUCAGCCUCACGCGCCUUCAGGACAUUCCGGGAUGUUCCAGAGGUUUGCUAACACUCUGUUUGGGGACGACGGGGAUGAACUGAGUCAACGCAGCCGACAGGAAGACACCGAAGAGGAGGAGGAUGAAGACUGGAUCCUAGUUAACUACCUGGCUGAAGCUUGCUCAGGUCAUUGUGGUGACAGCCUCUCUGGCUCCACUGUUAGCCCUCAUGAAGACAAUGAGGAGGAGGAGGAGGAGGAGGAGGACCUGGUAAUGAUCCCUUCUCCCAUAGCCAGCCCCGGCAUCCGCUGCCCCUCCUGCACCUCCCUCAACUCCACAGCUGACACCGAUCCGGACAGGGGCACAGAAGAUGAUGAUGACGUGGACGAUGAGGAGGGCGGUUUCCUGCGUCUGGACGCCUGCUCUCUGGAGGAGAGCUGGUUUGUCACCCCCCCACCCUGCUUCACCGGGUACGACAGCCAGCCGGUGCUCCUGAAGACCAGCCCGCUGGAGAACCUGCUGAUCGAACAUCCCAGCAUGUCUGUCUAUGCUCACCACAGCCCUCCACGACUCGCCCUCGACCCAAUACCACACCACACGCUUGACGGGGAAUUGGAUUUCCUGUCUAGCAAUACAUCUGCAAACCAAACAGUUGCAAGUGGCAAAGAGAAGACAAGACCCACGCUUGAAGGACCUCGUCAUAGAUCAGAGGUGGCAGUUGUGCAGCGCCGCUCCAGCCUGCACUCCACCUGCUAUGCUGCAGCGCUCUCCACCCACCCCGGACUCCUGCAGCAGCGGCCGGGUAACAUCACCCAACGCACUCAGUUGCUGUCCCGCAAGGCCCUGCGACGCCUCAACCUGCUGCGCCCAGUAAAGACCGGCACCCUCCACCUCCAUCUGCACCAGCCCACCCAGAGGCACCUUAACUUCUGAGGGGUCCUCAUGUCCCCUCCAGCAUCAUCAUAAUUAAUCUCAGUACAGUAUGGACAUUUUAAUACGGGCCAAUCACAAACUCCCACUUCUUUUUCUCUCUUAUUAAGAAACAAACACCAGCAAGCUGUCAGUUACAUCAUCGGUCCCAGGUGGCCCUUUUGAUCCGUUUGGAAAUCUUACUGGAUGGUGACAUAGGGAACAUGGCUGGCAUUUUUAUUCUUUUAGGUCCUGUGGCCAGUUGACACUUUCCCUCCUUUCAUUCUCAUUCUCCUCUUUAUUAAUCUUUUUUGUAAAGAAGAAGGGUCACUUUAUUCAGACACAGAUUCACAGAGUGGCAGGAUAGUCCAGUGGUGUUAUUUCAGGGACUCACAGGGUGAUGGUUGGUUGCCUGCAAAUGUAUUAGGCAACUUUGUCAAGGCAGCAGGAAAUAUUGCAGAUCCUAAAUCACUUGAAUAUGAUACAAUGCAGCAGCAGCAUGCUUCGGUUUAAUCAUUGCAGUACCGUUAGGAUACAGCUUCAAACGUCAGAAAUAGCAUGCCGUUCAAAGAGUUUGGGUACAGGAAAACAAAUCCUUAAAGGGGCAUUUCCACUCAUUUUAUCUAACACUAUUAUAAUCAGCAACAUGUUUGUUUUUCUUUUACAGGGAUGUAGGAUGCAUUUCAUCACUGAAAUGUUAGAGUAAAACAGUUUGAACUCAUAUUUGAAAUUUUCUUGAAGUGCAAUACUAAAUUACUGUGUCUUUAAAGAUUUACUACUAUAUCAUUUUUUCCAUGUGUAAAGAUGUAUCAAUCUGAAUUUUGUGGCAGAUGUUUGGGUUUUGUUGACCUGUCAAUACCAAUUUCUCUUCCAAGUACUAUGAUCAUUUAUUCUGGGUAAUAUUAGGAGCAAAGGUGAUGUCAUAUCGUAUGCGUGAAAGAGCAGCCACUGUAAAAAAAUAUUUUAAAACGUUAAAACAAAGACAAAAUGAUUCUGGAGUUUUACAUUUAAUUAAAACUGUCUUUGGCAUUUUAUAACAAUGAUUAGGGUUGUUAGCUAAAACCGUUGUCUUCAUGUGUAUUCCCUAGAGAAAGUAACUCAGAGAUUUCAAACACUUUCAAAUCCAGAAUGUAAACCAACACGCAGAUAUUAUCAGCUAAAGGCUUAAAGCAGAACCUUCUUGGUAUUCUUUUUAAGUUCUGCUCUCUCCCUCUUACAGCCUGAAAGAAUUACAGGCAUUUCUCAACAUGUUUUGACAUCUAGUUUCCUUUAAAAUAGCUCCUUACAUCUCUGUGCUUCCUCUGACUCAUACUGAAAAUAGCUUAUCUUCUUCACUCAGUAGCAGCAUCCAAUCUGAAGAGUGUUGUUGUCAGUGCCCACAUGGUAGCACUGAUUGGAGAAAGAUUGGUUUUUGAGUUUCUGACCAGCCGCUCACCGUUUAGGGUGGUCACGCUAAAAAUCGGGAGGAUUUCGGUCAGCAGUCUAAUUCUUGGUGCAUCUCCAGAAUUUUGAAGAGGAUGUAGAAAAAUAAUUAAAUUUUUUGCUGGAUAAAAACUAUUUCAACAGGACUUUUAUUGUAUACUCCCCAUUAAAUAAACCUAAAGUAAAUCCAGACAUUAGGAUGUUGCAUUUACAGGUUGUUCUGUGAAACUGUAGACUGUUGUAACUGAAAACUGAGAAACAGAACAAAGAGUUUUAACAAAAUUAGCCUCAAACUCACCGCUGUGCUGUAGCCUUUUUCCUUUUUACUCUGAGUUUGUUUUUUAGAUAUUAUCAACAUUUUUACCUACUUGAUCUCAGGUUUUCUUGGUGUUCUUAUUUGCUCAUUCUGCAGACACUCUGGUUGCAAUGCAAGUAUCUCAUUUAAUUGUGCAAGAGCCUUUUUUGAGGGAUUUGUCUCUUUAGUUUACUGCCUUUGAAAUCUUUAGCACCACUAUUUUUGCUCAGUUCAGGGCUUCCUACUGUGCCAACCGAACCUGCUUCUGACUUUCAAUUUAGUACUUUUCAGCAUAUUUGUUGGAAGAAAAAGUAAAUAAAAGCAGUUAAAAUGACUGGCUUGAAUAUCACUAAAUGCCUUGUUGUAAUGGUAGCUUUGAGAUGAAUAGAAAUGUAAAAACACGCAUGUAAAAAACAUUAUAUACUUCCAAAUUAGUCCUUUAAAAAGAAAAAAACUAAUUACAUAUCAGUAUGAAGUUGUAUGCAUCAAUGGAUUCUUGCUUUGGUAUGUUUGGUAAUGAGUGUGGUGUCUGUUGCAUGGUCGUAAUGUUGUGUUAGUAUCAUGAUGUUGGAAAAGAAGAGACGAUAAUGGACAAGGACUUGUUUUUCUUCUUGUUAGUUCUGAAAUAAAUCUGCAGUCCACUUCUCAGGGUCACAACCAAUCACCUUUUACACUUUAGGAAAAUGCAGAUUUACUUGACGGCUGAUUAUUCUUCUAACAUGCUCUGACUUUUUCUCCUGUCUGAAAUGUGUGUGAGUAGUUAUUUGCCUAUUAGGUUAGUGUCUCAAAAGCUUCUUUCAGUCCUGGGUUUGUGAAAACAAACCUUUUGAGAAUCUAUCAAGACGGAGACACAGAGAAAGUGUCUUUUUAGAGAUGUUAAUAUUUUCUUCAAGUACACCUGACCUGGUUUUAGAAAUGUACUUAGUGUCUGUUCAAUUGUUCUAAUUUCUACGCUACAAUAGUUACAUUUUGUUUAACUGAUAUUUAAACCAAAAGAAAGUAGUGGCAAUCUGUAGUCUUUCACUACUGUUUAAUACUUGUGUUCUCUUUAUCAUUAUAGAAAUGUUUGGUAAAUGCCCUUGGCUUAAACAGCAGACAGUUUUAUGUUUUAAUGUGUUGCUGUGAGGAAAGCUGAGACCAGACUGAGUUCCCACACUGCAGAAAGAAACAUUUUUUUUAGGAACUAAAAUAUUGAAAGGCUUUUGCAGCCAAAAAUGUAACUUAAAGCUGUUUAUCCUGAAAACUAAGUUAAAAAGAAAGAAAAUGUCACGUUUCUAACUCAAUAUGUUAGAAUCUUUAUGUUUAAAAUUGUGUAAAUGUUUUUUUCUCUUUUAUUCUUCUAAAUAGAAAACGUAUUUUAACUUUGCAUCUUAUAGUUUUUACAAACCUUUGUUUUUUGCAUCUUCUGGAACAGUCUUGAUGCAGAUCAAUGCCUCAAAUUUUAAACUGUACUGAACAUUUUUUUUGAAUGUUGUUCAGAUUCAGUUUCUCAUACAAAUCUUUUUGGAGAGUGGUGAAGAAUCUCUGGUUGUUCUGAUAGGAUUGUAGCAACAUUUGUUGAGUGAAUCUAUGGUUUGAUGUAAAUAUUAUAAUGGUGGACUUUGCCUUUAGUCUA